Molecule: messenger RNA, 693 nt
Organism: Cyclocybe aegerita
Lineage: Eukaryota; Fungi; Basidiomycota; Agaricomycetes; Agaricales; Hemipholiotaceae
Source: the annotation of a GenBank genome assembly
AUGGCGCCGGCGCGUCUGGGUCUCAUGUACGUCCCCGUAUGCCUCAUCGACGUGCUCCUCCUUUCCUCUCCCCUCUUGUCUAUCCUAUCUACUCUCGUUGUUUCGUCAUCGGCAGACAGCCUAUCAAUCUACUCUUCCACUACCUUCUGGAAGUUAUUCCUGGAACGGUCGUCCACGCUCCUAGCUCUUCGUAUGAGUAUCCCCCUCCUCCUCCAUGUUAUCGACACCCACCCUCCCAUCUUUCACUGGCCACCCAUCAAUCUACUCGAGGAACCAUUCGUGUCGUCGUUAGUCCCUCCCGACACCGUCGUCCACGCGGAGCGGUCUUCCGUUCCUUUCUGUUGGAAUCGAGCGCAUAUAUUCUCUCAUAUCUCGUCACUUCCUCUUGUCCGCGUAUAUGCUCUCCUCGUCCACAUGCCGCUCGAACUCGAAUAUUGGACUACUCGAACGUGUACACGGCAGACGAGGCGUCUAUCCGAAGAGCAGUCGGCAUGCUCUGACGAGACUGCCAACUCUCUCCCCGCCGACCAUACUUCAUUCUUCUAUCCACCCACCGGCCUCCCCAACCACAUCCAUCCUCACAGGACCCGCCGUCGGCCGUCACCUUCGUAUCUCGAGUUCGACAUCUGCACCCCACCACAGCCUUCUCCGAGCCACCCCAGUCCUCUCCGGGUCACCCCAGUCCUCUCCUAG